AUGGAGACGGGACUGUUGUUCUUCGCCUUCCAAGAGGGUCCAGAGCCGCAACGACAGUGUCGAGUUGCGCGGAGCAACACACUUCGCGAUGAUGCCUGUGCUCCUUCUCCGCCCGUAGCCGUCUCUCGCGUGACCGACCCAGACCACGCCGCGGGACGUGCAUCAUGGCGAAAUUAUCAGAAACCCACCUCAGCCGCCAGAUCCGAAGAUGCAAAAGUGGUGCAGCUGGGUGUGAUGUGCUGUGCUCAGGACAGGAACGCGGCGCGCCACCGUGUGGGGGGGAGGUGCACCGUGCAGCAUCUCAUAAAGAUAGAACCACACAGUGUGCGGCUCCAUCCUCCCAGCCUCGCUGGGAGAGAGCUUGUUGGGAACUUUAUGAGUGAGUGGUGUGUGCCUGGCUGGGAUGGGCCCAUGGCCACGGCGUCGGGAGUGAUCAGUGCCACGCGCCACCGUCAAACGCCUCGAGCUGAUGCUGGUCUGUGCCAUCCCCCACAUGUAUUCCGCGUGGAUAGUAGUAGACCUCGCAGCCCGUGA
Molecule: messenger RNA, 534 nt
Organism: Purpureocillium lilacinum
Lineage: Eukaryota; Fungi; Ascomycota; Sordariomycetes; Hypocreales; Ophiocordycipitaceae
Source: RefSeq, a predicted model, not a curated record